This is a messenger RNA of Helianthus annuus (common sunflower), 495 nucleotides long. RefSeq names its product extensin-like. Bases 1 to 495 code for a protein of 164 amino acids. The record is from RefSeq and is a predicted model, not a curated record. The transcript is spliced from 3 exons. Lineage: Eukaryota; Viridiplantae; Streptophyta; Magnoliopsida; Asterales; Asteraceae.
AUGACGCAAGCUCAAUUUGCGGUUCAUAGCGGUUUAUACUUGCAGGAGGAGAUCGCUACUGACAUAUGUACGCAGGGGCUAGUAGUGGUUAAUAGACCCACUCUUUUAGGAUUUUGGCAGGUGGAUGCGGAGACAGGCGCGAUUGCUUUGAAUUCGGCUUCAAGAGGAUAUGAAACGCCAGUUGAGCACAGAAGGGAACCGCCAUCACCACCAACCCCCACAACUCAACCACCAACACUAGCCACCAUCAUCUCCCUCACUCCCUCUCUCUACCUUUUGCCCACCACCAUCAGACCCCUCCACCACCAGACCUCUCCACGACCAGACACCGCCACCAGCUUCACCACCACAAUUAGACACCACCCCUACCCACCAACCCUCGCCACCACCGCCAUUACCAUCCCUACCCACCAGCCCCCGUCGCCGCCGCCGCCACCACCACCACCACCACCAUCAAGUCUGGGGUUUCGUGAUAACGACCAAGAGACGAAAUGA